This is a messenger RNA of Nicotiana tabacum (common tobacco), 1260 nucleotides long. NCBI's taxonomy places the organism in Eukaryota, Viridiplantae, Streptophyta, Magnoliopsida, Solanales, Solanaceae. The record is from RefSeq and is a predicted model, not a curated record.
UACUACUCUUUUGCUACAGAGAGUCACAAACAUUUCAAAGAAGAAAGGAAACCCAAAACGGAGAUAUGGCAAAGAUUCAGAGGUGUAACUAUGUUUUGUAUCUCUUGGUUUUAAUACUGUUGAUGAUGAAUAUAUUCUUUUUUAUUAAAGAGUUGGAGUCAAAGAGCAAAUGCAGCGAGCAGGAGAAGAGGAAGCUGAGUUGGAGCCAGAGAGCAGCAGAGGAAGCAGAAGCAGUAGCCUCAAUUUCAUGCUCAGGCCAUGGAAAAGCCUAUCUUGAUGGCCUUGUUGUAGAUGGAAUUCCUACUUGUGAAUGUUAUACUUGUUAUGCUGGACCUGAUUGCUCUUUACUUAUCCCCAACUGUUCUGCUAAUGCUUUCGGUUGGGAUCCCCUAUUCUAUGAGCCAUUCUGGAUGGAAAAUGCAGAAAGCAGUGCAGUAGUGAUAGCAGGUUGGCAUAGAAUGGCUUAUUCCUUUCCUGAUCCAACCUCUCACCUUUCCCAGGAGCUCGAGAAAACCAUAAGGAAGUUACAUUCAGUUGCAAAGAACGCAAUUACAGAUGGAAGAUACAUCGCUAUUGGUGUAGGCGCUAGUCGCCUACUCAAUGCUGUAGUUCAUUCUCUUUCCAUGGAGAAUUAUUCUUCCUCACCUUACCCUGCAAAAUUUUUCGCGAAACCUCCUCAUUAUCCGUUCUAUAAGCUUCAAACGGACUACUUGCAAACACGACAUUAUGAGUUUAUAGGAGAUCCAUCCAUGUUGAACGACACUGAUGUUGGUGGAGAUGUGUUUGAGUUUGUGACUUCACCAAGCAAUCCAGAAGGGAAUUUAGAAGGUCCAGUUCUGAAAGGCGGCCCGAAUGUGAAGUACAUUUUUGAUAGGGUCUAUUAUUGGCCUCAGUUCACAGCAAUUCCAGCUCCUGCUGAUGAUGAUCUCAUGAUUUUCUCCUUGUCUAAGCUAACUGGUCAUGCUGGAACCAGACUCGGGUGGGCUGUUGUGAAGGACGUGAAUGUGUAUAAUAGAAUGAAGGAGUAUAUUCAUCAGGCUGAUAUGGAGAUGUCUAAAGAUACCCUAUUGAGAGCUUUAACUAUUCUGAGAGUUGUUACUGAAGGAGAUGGCAAGAAAUUCUUCAAUUUUGCACAUGAAAUCUUGAGGGAUCGCUGGGAAAAAAUUAGUCACAUCUUCUCCCUUUCUAAACGUUUCAGCAUUCAACAUAUUCCAACUCAGUAUUGCACAUUUCUUAACCGAGCAAGAGAACCAUCUCCAG